AUGGAGGUUGACCGAUUUAACAAAUUUUAUGCUGGAAAAUUCACUAGAACCCUUCUCGUGGGAACUAAAAAUUAUGAAAACAAAACAAGACAAGAGAAGCUGAUAGACAAGCUCAAACUUAGAGCUCAGCAGAGGGGGCAUCUUUACUCAAACUUCAAGAAAUAUAAUGAAGAGAAAGAACAGAAGAUGAACCGAAGAGUAAAUCUUCAUAGAAAAUAAGAAGGCAAGGGUAAACACCGCAGACACUGCUUUAAUACUCCCCCAAAUUCCUAACACAGUGACCCAACUUGGGAUCCCAGCAUCAGAUUCUGAUCUAAAAGAAACCCGGAAAAAGUAUCGCCAAAGAAGGAUAGAAAAUGAAAAAUUUAAUAAUCUGAUUCACAGGAGACUUCCUUCCCAAAUUCAGAAUACCACACAUCUUGCUGAAUUUGAAAUGUUAUCAAAAUCAAAAAGUAGGGAAGGCCUAUACAGUUUCCAGCCCCAGUACAGAUCAAAGAUAGCUCUUCAGCUAAAGUUUACACCCAAGCAGUUGUUCCUCUAGUAAAUUUUAUAGAUUUUGUUGUUUUCAAAAAUCUUAUUU
Moneuplotes crassus is the source of this 580-nucleotide messenger RNA. The record is from the annotation of a GenBank genome assembly. NCBI's taxonomy places the organism in Eukaryota, Ciliophora, Spirotrichea, Euplotida, Euplotidae.